Molecule: messenger RNA, 2609 nt
Organism: Exserohilum turcica Et28A
Lineage: Eukaryota; Fungi; Ascomycota; Dothideomycetes; Pleosporales; Pleosporaceae
Exons: 5
Coding region: 1-2349 (782 amino acids)
Biological process (GO): regulation of DNA-templated transcription; DNA-templated transcription
Molecular function (GO): DNA-binding transcription factor activity, RNA polymerase II-specific; DNA binding; zinc ion binding
Source: RefSeq, a predicted model, not a curated record
AUGGUCGAAACGAAAGCCGGCUCCUCGUCCCACUCGCCAGGCUCGACUGGCAAGCCAAGCGGAGGCCGCCCACGACUGAUUUCAUCCUGUCUGACGUGCCGCCGGAGGAAAGUCAAAUGCGACCAUGUCCAUCCCGUCUGCGGCUCAUGUACGCGAGGAAACCAUGUGUGCACCUGGACAGACCAGGUCCAGGCACCCACGGGCACUGGAAGAAUCGCCAAACCCACCGGGGCAAACGGCGGCAAAGGACCAAGGUCCACUGACGUCCAGGCGCGUCUCGACAGACUCGAGUAUCUCCUGGAAAAGGCCGUCGCAGGUCAGCGGACCAACGCAGCAUCAUCUGUACGAUCCAGCACCGAAAUUGAGAGAAGAGACGGAGACGAGGUCAUGACUCCGUCCUCCAACAGCCAGACUUCCCACGGAGCUGGCAUUGCCUCUGACGAUGGCGACGGCACCCUUUUGCUCAACGGUGGACAAUCGCAAUUCGUCUCCUCGCUGCAUUUUGCAUUACUCGCCGACGAGAUCCAAGAUAUCAAGGCUUUGCUUGGCGACAAGACUGAUGAAGAGAGAAAGGAAGUGCCGCAAAACAGCUUGGUCGACUUGCUCUCACUAGGCCGCGCAGGGCCAGGCUCAAACCUGGACAACCUACUUCCCAGCACACAAGAGCAUCGCGACACACUUUUGGACGUCUACUUCGCCAACGUAGAUCUAAUGGUUAGAAUCACCCAUAGACCCACAUUACUGCGCAAAUUCACCACGUACAACCAUGACGCGCAUCCCAUUGUCUUUGCAAUUUACUUUUCUGCCAUCAAUUCAUUACCGCCGAGAAUUGUCGAGAGCAAGUUUGGCGAAACCAAAGAAGCCUUGUUGGAGCGGUUUCAACUGGGCGUUGAAAUCUCCCUGGCUCGAGAAAAUUACCUUACGAUGUCCAAUAUCGACAUAUUCCAGGCGUUCGUGCUAUGGCUGACUUGCAUCUCAAAAGAGGAAGACAUGGGUAAAGCAUGGGUAUUGAUGGGUAUAGCCUACCGCAUCGCCCUCAAUCAAGGCCUACACCGAGACCCAUCCUUGUUUCCCGUUGGGUCAAUGGAUGCGCUAACCAUUGAACUGCGCCGUCGCGUGUGGCAUCAGGUUGGUCAUUUGGAAUUUCGAACAGCUGAAUGCAAGGGUCAGGAACCUAGCAUAACUGAAGAUUCCUACACAACGCUCUUCCCGCGGAACAUUGACGAUGAAGACCUCGUUGAGGGUUCCAGCCCGGGCGAGGCCCCAUACAAUGAGCAGAAAUUCACAACCAUGACAUUCCAACUGGUACGGUUUAACGGUAUGCGAGCGCUACGACGCAUCAUUCAAAGCACAUAUCGUCUAGAACGACGCAUGCUUGAUUCUGGACUCAACGGAACCUCUCGACCAGACCCCGCGCAAGAGCUGCGCAACCUCUACCAGCAGAUCAAGGUCAUGCUUGAUGAGGUACACGAGGAGACCCACCGGAAGUACUUGCAGUUUCUGAAUCCAGAUAUACCAGUGGAGAGAUUGACUCUGGGGCUGGCCUCGCUGCUGGAAUGGCGCGCCUACUUGCUUUUCUGGCUCCGUAUGCCGCGCGCUUACCGCGACCUUGUCUUCUCUGAGGAUAUUCGCAGAUCGAUAUUUGAAAAGUCUGUCAACUGCGUAGAGGCCAUCAACGGAGCGGUUGCCGAUGUUGAAGCAGCUCGUUUCCAAUGGCAUAUUGGCGCUAUUGCUUCAUUCCAAGCUAUCCUACACAUAUUGUCCGAGCUGCGCAAUCCCCUGUUUAAUGCACCGGACCGACAGCGAGCUCUAAGAGCAUUACAGAUGUCACGCAUUAUCCGAGAAAACAACACGGCAAAAGCAUGGCAAGUUGUUAAGAACAUGAUUGAUAAAGCCGUAUCCGAGCACAGCCUAUCCCCAAUUAGUCAAACACAGACGUUGAACCAGUACAUCAGCCAACCACCAGCCACGUCUACGCUCACACUGGGUACUGCACCAACCAGCAACACAAAUAUACUCACAGCCAUGCCGGGGAUGCAUAAAUUCGGCUUCCCAAACCAAUCUAUGCCGUACAAUCAGCAAGCACUACCAUCCCAACCCCAGCUAACAACCAUGCCAUCUCAACCUGACAUUCUGAGGUCGAUGCAGAAUUUCCAAGACCGUGCGCCGAUUUGGGAUGACAUUAAUCUGAACAACAUUAACAACAUUAUUGGAGACCUGCAACCAAGCACCGACGCAGUCCCUGAAUUUGACUUUGGUUUCUGGGGCGACCCCUUCAACUACGAGAACGAGCCUGUGGCCAUGCCGAUGCAAGAUGGCUACUUUCCCGAAUGGACAGGAGGAGUAUGAAAUACGCCAGAAGACGAUGUGGCGCUUUCUUCCUCUUCUGAGCCUACGCACGGCCUGGCUUCACGCACUUGCUAGACUAGAUGCUUUACUAUGUAGUCUUGCGUGGUGACUAUGGCUUCGGCACGCCGUUCCAAUAUCCACCAACUAGGAGCUGGCAUUGUAGAUGAGUGCAUUCGGCCAGGCCACCACAGCAAAACCCGGUAAAAGAGCGGAAUGUUCGCCAAGUACCUCACACGCCCGCCCACGCAUGCGAGCAAAAC